This is a messenger RNA of Hansenula ciferrii, 1407 nucleotides long. RefSeq lists its product as uncharacterized. The coding region runs from base 1 to 1407 and encodes 468 amino acids. NCBI's taxonomy places the organism in Eukaryota, Fungi, Ascomycota, Saccharomycetes, Phaffomycetales, Wickerhamomycetaceae. The transcript has a single exon. The record is from RefSeq and is a predicted model, not a curated record.
AUGAAGUUUGCUACAAUUUUGCUAAGUUUUUUAGCUCAUGGUUUGGCAUCACAUGUUUAUUAUGAAUGUGAAUCAUUUCCAGACCCAAGUUUGAGUGAUAAGUUUGAGCCACAAGUUAAAGUAACAGACGUUUCUAAAAGAAGUUCUGUGACUAUUUUCAAUUAUGAUGAUGUUUGGAAGACAAAUAUUCCAAUCAAAAGUGCCGAUGGUAACUUGUACUUGAGAAACGAAGACUUCAAUACUUGCACAUCUGAGUUGAUUAAAUCUGGUAGAUGUAAAAAGAAGGACGGUUUUACUUUAAAGGUCAAGAAAGGUUUUAAAACAAAAAGUUUGAUCAUAAAUAGAGUUUUGAGACCUGGUGAAGAGUUGAAGUAUCCAAUAAAAAAGGCUGGUAAUUUUUGUACAAUUAUUUAUCAAUAUUCUGAUCAAGAUCCAACAACAAAAGUGUCAAAUAUUAGGUCUUAUGGAUAUUUGGAUCUUAAAAGCUUUGAGAAGCUUCAAUCCUUGAUACUUUUAUCAGUUAUUUAUGUUGUUAUUGGCGUUUACAUUCACUUUAGCUCAUCUAAGUUAUUAUUUCAUCAAAGAACAAACAAGAAAGCCCAUGAAAAGAUUUAUUCAUUCUUUUUUAGUCUUGUAUUUCAAACCAUUUUUCAAGCAAUCGUGAUUCAUUUAGAAAACCAGGGUACUAAACUAAGAAUCUAUCAAUUGUUGAUUUAUUAUUUUGUUUUGUCAUUUACUAAAUUUUCUUGUUAUUUAAAUCUUUAUAAAAGCUCCACAUAUUUAGCCGGUGAUGAUACAUUCAAAUAUAACUGCUUUCCAAUUUAUUUUAUUAGCAUCCUUUUUGUUGCUGAAUUUUGUUCACUCAUGGAUCAUGCAAAGGUUGCAAGCCGUAUCUCUGAAAUGCUGUUCUUAAUUUCUUUAUACUCACAUUCUAGAAAGUUGAUGAAAUCAAUUCAAGACUUUAAAGUCAAGCUGAAGUAUAGAAAUACUAGAAGAUUGAUGAUAGCUGCAUUUAUGGGAUCGUUUGUGAUCCAUUUGCUUUUGACUGCUCCAUAUAACUUUAUGCGAGGUAUAAAAGUGGUUAAGUUGAAUAAUAACAGCUCUAUAGAAGCUUUGUCUUAUUUAGCUCAAAACCCAAUGUUUUUAGAAAAUCAACCAAGCUCUUUUGCUGAGAAAAUUCAGUGUUUGGUAUGGCCAAUUAUUGUUUUAGGCUUUAUAUUAAUUUGGAGGGAAGGUUAUGACAAUGUUACUUCAGUCAAAAGUGAUCAAAAAGAUCCAGCACCAGAUGCUAAAUCGAAAUCUGUUAGAGAAUCAAAGAAUAGAAAUUCUAAAUAUGUUAAUCCAACCUCAAGUUUUAGAUCUAAAUCACUUCCAAGAUCAAGAGCAAAGAAAGGCAGAAGAAAUUAG